Symbiodinium sp. CCMP2456 is the source of this 879-nucleotide messenger RNA. NCBI's taxonomy places the organism in Eukaryota, Dinophyceae, Suessiales, Symbiodiniaceae. The record is from the annotation of a GenBank genome assembly.
AUGGGCUAUGCACGCAAGGAUGUCAGCUCCUUCACGCCUGGUCAGCGCAAACGCUUGAAUGUGGUGGCGAUCACCAUCAACAUCUUAGCACCGUGGCUCCUCUUCUGCGGCAUCUUCGCAGCGCUGUCUUUUCAGCUGCACUACUACCACCCCGCGCUGGCCUGGUCUUGUGCCGGUGCUGGCCUGGUCCUGGCCGCAGUGUGUGCAUUCCUUGCGCACAGGAGCCGGAUGCAGGAGCAGGAUCCGACUUGGUGUACCUUUGCGGCUAUGGCGUACUUAGCGGCGACCGUGUUGGCCGCCACGUUGGGCGACACGAACUACUGGUACCACAUGCAACCAUACUACGACAUCGAGAACAUCAACUCCUAUCCUGAUGUUAGUCCUGCUCGUGAGCGAGGCCAGCAGCUGAUGGAUGCAGGGCGCGUCUACUUCGAAGAUGGGGCCUCUCUGGACGUGAGCAAGUCCAUGUCCUUCAAGAACUUGGAGAGGUACUGUGUUGCCCCCAUCAUCAGUGGAGCAGCGCCGCUCUCCUCCUACGACUUUUGGGCAGUCGGCGUCAACUGCUGCGGCGGCGCCCGAGGAGACUUCCGCUGCGGAGAGUACAACAAUCCGAGGGCCCGCGCCGGGCUGCGCUUGAUGCGCGAUGACCAGAGGCCGUUCUUCCGGCUGGCAGUGCAGCAGGCCGAAGCGGCGUACAACAUCAAGGCGAGCCAUCCGCUCUUCUUCUACUGGAUGCAGGAUCCAGUCGCUGAGACGAUGAGCUACAAAGCCUCAGGUCUGUCCCAUGCGCUGAUGGCAGUGUCUGGCCACUUUGUGUUCAACCUGCUCUGCGUGGCCGGUGUUUCAUGGGCCUUCUCCAAGAUCUCGCACAAGUUCUGA